AUGGCAACGCGACGUGGAAAGAGGAACGCCAAGGAGACACCUCCACGGUCCCAUCACAAGAAGAAAAGAGUGUACCUUUGUACCCAUGCAAGUGGAAAGCAGUGGUGUACGGCCUGUGACUCGUGUAAACGUUGUAAAGCUCCUCCUCGGCCAGAUUUGCCAAACGACAAACAAUGCCAAGCCCACACUGUUGCUACAUCUACAAGAAUCAGGAAGAAAUCAAUCAACGGCCUCGAAUACUGCAUGCCUACUGUCACACCACACAAAAGCGGCCGCCCAAAAAGGACAACCUACGAUGACACCGUCGGGAAAAUCCAACAGACCACAGCAGAAGACGCUCAAGUCGAAGCUGACGAAAAACUCCAAGCUGAAUUGACGGCAAUCAAGAGCGAAAUGAAGGUGGAGAAUGCCAAAACGGUCCAAUGUAUCAGAGAAGAAUCAGAGGCGGAGGCUCUGAAAUUAUUGAUCCAGACAAAUGGCAAAGACGUGGAGCUUCCUGCCGAAUUUUUCAUUGAAUCAUUGAAGCUCAGAGCAGAGAUUUUGAGGAUUUGA
Messenger RNA from Cylindrotheca closterium, 552 nucleotides. The record is from the annotation of a GenBank genome assembly. NCBI's taxonomy places the organism in Eukaryota, Bacillariophyta, Bacillariophyceae, Bacillariales, Bacillariaceae.